Choloepus didactylus (southern two-toed sloth) is the source of this 606-nucleotide messenger RNA. RefSeq names its product olfactory receptor 51B4-like. NCBI's taxonomy places the organism in Eukaryota, Metazoa, Chordata, Mammalia, Pilosa, Megalonychidae. The annotation marks the transcript as partial. Gene Ontology annotation, biological process: G protein-coupled receptor signaling pathway. The transcript is spliced from 2 exons. Gene Ontology annotation, molecular function: olfactory receptor activity. The record is from RefSeq and is a predicted model, not a curated record. Gene Ontology annotation, cellular component: membrane.
AUGCUGCCCAACAACAGUGCGGCUCCCUUCUUGCUGACUGGCUUUCUGGGCUCAGAAGCAGUCCACCACUGGAUUGCUAUUGCCUUUUUUAUCAUCUACCUUUCCAUCCUUUUUGGCAAUGGUACACUUCUCUUCCUCAUUAAGAAUGACCUCCAUCUUCAUGAACCCAUGUACUACUUCCUGGCCAUGCUGGCAGGCACAGACCUUGGGAUGACAUUAACUACAAUGCCCACAGUCCUGGGUGUCCUAUUGCUGGACCAGAGGGAGAUUGCCCACAGUGCCUGCUUCACUCAGUCCUACUUCAUUCACUCACUGGCCAUUGUAGAAUCUGGUGUCUCGCUUGCCAUGGCUUAUGACUGUUUUGUUGCUAUCCGCACCCCACUGAGGUAUAACACCAUCCUUACCAAUUCCUCAGUGAUGAAAUUAGGACUGGGAGUACUGGCGAGGGGCUUUGUGUCCAUUGUGCCCCCAAUUCUGCCCCUCUGUUGGUUCCCUUAUUGCCAUUCCCAUGUUCUUUCCCAUGCCUUUUGCCUCCACCAAGAUGUCAUGAAACUUGCCUGUGCUGAUAUUACAUUUAAUCUAAAAUCCAAAAAAAAAAAAAAAAAA